AGACAGAAGAGGAGAGGAUUCGCGUGGACAUUCUGGAGAACCAGGUUAUGGACAACCGUAUGCAAUUCGGCAUGAUGUGCUACAGUCCGGACUUUGAGAAGCUGAAGCCCGAGUACCUGAAGGGGCUCCCUGAGAAGCUGCAGCUGUACUCGCAGUUCCUGGGGAAGCGGCCCUGGUUCGCAGGGGACAAGAUCACCUUCGCCGAUUUCCUUGUCUACGACGUCCUUGACCAGAACCGGAUAUUUGAGCCUGGGUGCCUGGAUGCGUUCCCAAACCUGAAGGAUUUCAUGUCCCGCUUCGAGGGCCUGGAGGAGAUCUCUGCCUGCAUGAAGUCCAGCCGCUUCCUGCCGAGACCGGUGUUCAUGAAGAACGCCACGUGGGGCAACAAGUAG
Molecule: messenger RNA, 392 nt
Organism: Lepus europaeus (European hare)
Lineage: Eukaryota; Metazoa; Chordata; Mammalia; Lagomorpha; Leporidae
Product: glutathione S-transferase Mu 1-like
Exons: 4
Coding region: 48-392 (114 amino acids)
Biological process (GO): glutathione metabolic process
Molecular function (GO): glutathione transferase activity
Source: RefSeq, a predicted model, not a curated record